Messenger RNA from Toxorhynchites rutilus septentrionalis, 14315 nucleotides. RefSeq names its product dynein heavy chain, cytoplasmic (gene Dhc64C). The coding region runs from base 128 to 14173 and encodes 4681 amino acids. The record is from RefSeq and is a predicted model, not a curated record. Lineage: Eukaryota; Metazoa; Arthropoda; Insecta; Diptera; Culicidae. Gene Ontology annotation, biological process: microtubule-based movement. The transcript is spliced from 12 exons. Gene Ontology annotation, molecular function: minus-end-directed microtubule motor activity; dynein light intermediate chain binding; ATP binding. Gene Ontology annotation, cellular component: dynein complex.
UUUCUGCUUCAUGCAGACGUGUCUACCGUUUUCUCUCGCAGAAAUACAGUUGUGCAUAUUUUGACUAUCUCAAAUCUAAUAAGAAUUGUGUCCCCAUUAGCGAACAGUGUUGAUAAAUCGUUUCGCAAUGGGAGAUUCGCUGGAAGCUACUAUCGGCAGCCUGGGCAGUGAUCCACCCCAGUCGGUGGACGCCGAAUCGGUCGCCAUUAUGGAUUAUGACGGGUUCACCAAUUACAUUCGCAAAGCGGUGACCAUUCUGCUGCCGGAAGAAGACGUCGUGCCGGUUCCCUUGAAUGCAGCGCUUGAAGAUUCAAUCAAUCAGGAAUGUAUUCGGAAAUUCCUCAGCGAUCCGCAAACCCAGGCCCUGUACAUUCAACGGUCUUGUUUUAAAGAUGACGAGAACGAACCACCAACCGAGGGCGAAGAGGAGAAGGACGCCGUCACGUACUACAUCAGCAACGACGUUCACUUCACCAACCAACGCAUGGCUUCGCUGGUGUGCAUCAAACGUGGUAUCGUGAUUGAAGCAGAUAAGUCGAUUCAUUCACAAAUUCGAUUGAUCAACUUUUCUGAGGGCUCACCAUACGAGACGUUGCAUUCAUUCAUCAGCAAGACAUUGGCUCCAUUCUUUAAAAGUUACGUGAAGGAAUCAGGUCGCGCCGAUCGUGAUGGUGACAAGAUGGCGCCAUCUGUGGAGAAAAAACUUGCUGAGCUGGAAAUGGGACUGCUGCAUCUACAGCAGAACAUUGACAUCCCGGAAGUUACUUUGAACAUCAACGGAACGGUUGCUCAAGUCGUGAAAAAAUGCGCCGAUGAGGGACGAAAGGCAAAGAUUACUGAUUUUGGAGACAAGAUAGAGGAUUCUACUUUCUUGAACACGCUACAAAAUGGAGUUAACCGCUGGAUUAAGGAGAUCCAGAAGGUGACCAAACUAGAUCGUGAUCCUUCCUCUGGUACCGCACUGCAAGAGAUUUCCUUCUGGCUAAACCUUGAACGCGCUUUGCAUCGUAUUCAAGAGAAGCGUGAAUCUCCGGAAGUAGCUUUGACACUGAACAUUCUAAAACAUGGCAAACGAUUCCACGCAACAGUUUCCUUUGAUACCGAUACUGGACUCAAACAAACACUAGCAAUGGUUGCCGAUUACAAUCCACUGAUGAAGGAUUUCCCGAUCAACGAUCUGCUGUCAGCUACUGAAUUGGAUAAAAUACGUCAAGCAGUUCAGUCUAUCUUCAACCAUUUGCGUAAGAUUCGUAGCACUAAGUACCCCAUUCAACGCUGUCUACGCUUGAUCGAGGCCAUCUCAAGAGAUCUCAGCCAACAACUGUUGAAGGUGCUCGGAACUCGCCGUUUGAUGCAUAUUCCCUUCGAUGAAUUUGAACGUGUAAUGAAUCAAUGCUUUGAGGUGUUCAGUUGUUGGGAUGACGAGUACGACAAGCUUCAGGGAAUUCUAAGAGACAUCGUUAAAAAGAAGCGCGACGAGCAUAUCAAGAUGGUUUGGCGCAUUGCUCCGGCUCACAAGAAACUUCAACAACGCAUGGAGCAUAUGCGUAAGUUCCGUCGUCAACACGAACAGCUACGUACAGUUAUUGUUCGCGUUCUGCGUCCAGCUCGCCAACCGUCUGGUAUGUCUGGUGCUGGUGACGCUAACAGUACCGAUACGAAGCAACCGUACAGUUUGGAUAGCGCUGAUGCCAACGCUAUCGAGGAGGUUAAUUUGGCCUAUGAGAAUGUGAAGGAAAUUGAAUGCUUGGAUAUCUCCAAAGAAGGAUCGGAAGCGUGGGAUGCAGCGAUCAAGCGCUACGAAGAACGCAUCGAUCGAGUCGAGACACGCAUUACGGCUCAUCUGCGCGAUCAAUUGGGCACUGCGAAAAACGCCAAUGAGAUGUUCCGCAUUUUCUCGCGCUUCAAUGCGCUAUUCGUGCGCCCACACAUCCGUGGUGCUAUUCGCGAGUAUCAGACACAGCUGAUCCAACGGGUGAAGGACGAUAUUGAAGCAUUACAUGAGAAGUUUAAGGUACAAUAUCCCCAGAGUAAGAGCUGCAGAUUAUCGGUUGUUCGCGAUUUACCUCCAGUGGCAGGAUCAAUCAUCUGGGCUCGCCAAAUCGAUAAUCAAUUGACGAUGUAUUUGAAACGUGUUGAAGACGUUCUUGGCAAGGGCUGGGAAUCGCACAUUGAUGGACAAAAACUGAAGGCAGAUGGCGAUAGUUUUCGGGCUAAGCUUUCAACGGCUGAAGUUUUCCAGGAGUGGGCACGGAAAGUCCAAGAACGUAAUACCGGUAUUACCGGACGUAUUUUCCUUAUUGAGUCAACUCGUUCGCGAACUGGUCGAGGCAAUACAUUGAGACUGAGGGUGAACUUUUUGCCAGAAAUUAUCACCCUCUACAAAGAGGUGCGCAACUUGAAGAGUCUGGGUUUUCGCGUUCCACUUGCGAUUGUCAAUAAAGCACAUCAGGCGAAUCAGCUGUACCCGUUCGCAAUCUCGCUGAUUGAAAGUGUUCGGACCUAUGAACGUACCCUGGAAAAGCUAACAAAUAGGAGUUUAGCACAAAAUUCAGUAUUCAAGAUUGAAGAUCGUGCCAGUAUCAUUCCACUGGUGGCCGGCCUACGGAAGGAAGUACUCGCGCUUGUCUCGGAGGGAAUCGCACUGGUUUGGGAGAGCUACAAGCUCGAUCCAUAUGUGCAGCGGCUUUCGGAGAAUGUAACCGCUUUCCAGGAGAAGGUGGAAGAUUUACUCGUCGUCGAAGAACAACUCGAUGUGGACGUACGGUCUCUCGAAACUUGUCCCUAUAGUGCGGCCACAUUCGCAGACAUUUUGUCGAAAAUACAACACGCUGUCGACGAUUUGUCACUUAAACAGUACUCGAAUCUGCACGUUUGGGUGGCGCGCCUAGAUGAGGAAGUUGAAAAAAAACUGGCGGCUCGAUUACAAGCCGGUGUCCAAGCGUGGACCGAUGCCCUCACUGGCAACAAGAAGGAACUCGAUCUAUCAAUGGAUACUGACGCUCCAGCUCAGCCAACUAUUAAACCAGGUGGCGAUCCUCAGAUUCAGAGAGCGAUUCACGAAAUCCGAAUAACUAAUCAGCAAAUGUAUCUAUACCCUUCAAUUGAGGAAGCUCGUUUCCAAAUUAUGCAGCAGCUGUUCGCUUGGGAAGCAAUCGUUACGUCCCAAACCCGUCUACAGAGCUCUCGCUAUCAGGUGGGAUUGGACAAGCCAGUAUCGCAAACUUACAGAAAUCUACUCACCAAAUUGCCGGGAGGUUCUGAUCCAUUGGAAGGUGCCUAUGGAGCGAUCGAGAAUCAGAUUUCCGAGGUUCGCAACUAUGUCGACGAAUGGCUUCGCUAUCAGAGUUUGUGGGAUCUUCAAGCGGACAUACUGUAUGGUCGCCUGGGAGAGGACAUCAAUCUGUGGAUUAAAUGUUUGAAUGAUAUUAAAAAAUCUCGAACCACAUUCGACACGUCAGAUACCCGGCGCGCGUAUGGACCUAUUGUCAUCGACUAUGCUAAGGUCCAGGCAAAGGUCACCUUGAAAUACGACUCGUGGCAUAAGGAAGCGCUGAGCAAGUUUGGUCAAUUGCUGGGUAACGAGAUGACAACUUUCCACGGCAAAGUCUCCAAAAGCCGAAGCGACUUGGAACAACAGAGCAUCGAAGCAGCCAGUACUUCAGACGCGGUAUGCUUCAUCACUUACGUGCAGUCACUGAAGAAAGAAAUGCUCGUUUGGGACAAACAGGUCGAAGUUUACCGUGAAGCCCAGCGAAUCCUGGAACGCCAACGUUUCCAGUUCCCGAACAAUUGGUUGCACGUUGACAACAUUGAGGGAGAAUGGUCUGCCUUCAACGAAAUAAUGAAACGUAAAGAUUCGGCUAUUCAAACACAGGUCGCCAGUCUGCAGGCAAAGAUUGUUGCCGAGGAUAAAGCCGUGGAAUCGAGAACUCUCGAUUUCUUGAACGAUUGGGAGAAGAAUAAGCCGACUGGUGGACGUACACGUCCGGAUGAUGCCCUGCAGCAGUUGCACAUUUUUGAAACCAAGUUCUCGCGGUUGAAGGAAGAGCGUGAUAACGUGGCCAAAGCUAAGGAAGCGCUGGAACUGCAAGAAUCGGCUAUCCCAAACAAUAGCACCGAGCGGAUGUCCGUCGUACUGGAGGAAUUGCAAGAUCUGCGGGGUGUUUGGAGCGAGCUGUCUAAGAUUUGGGCUCAGAUUGAUGAAACUCGCGAGAAGCCAUGGCUUUCUGUGCAACCGCGGAAACUUCGCCAAUCUUUGGAAGCUAUGAUGAACCAACUGAAGGAACUUCCCGCUCGUCUGAGAAUGUACGAAAGUUACGAGUAUGUUAAGAAGCUGCUACAGAGCUACAUCAAGGUGAACAUGAUGAUUGUCGAGUUGAAAUCCGAUGCAUUGAAGGAACGUCAUUGGAAGCAGCUGACUAAACAGCUACGCGUCAGUUGGGUUUUAUCGGAUUUGACUCUGGGACAAGUCUGGGAUGUCAAUCUCCUGAAGAACGAAUCAAUUGUAAAAGAUAUUAUACUUGUGGCUCAGGGUGAAAUGGCACUAGAGGAAUUCUUGAAGCAAGUACGCGAAAGCUGGCAAAAUUACGAACUGGAUCUGAUUAACUAUCAGAACAAGUGCCGAAUCAUUCGCGGAUGGGACGACUUAUUCAACAAAGUCAAGGAGCAUAUCAAUUCGGUUGCAGCGAUGAAGCUGUCUCCAUACUACAAAGUGUUCGAGGAAGAAGCUCUAACCUGGGAGGAAAAGUUGAAUCGCAUCAAUUCUCUAUUUGAUGUAUGGAUUGAUGUCCAGCGGCGUUGGGUUUACUUGGAGGGCAUUUUCUCUGGAUCCGCCGACAUCAAAACUCUACUACCAGUGGAGACGUCCCGUUUCCAGAGCAUUAGCUCGGAAUUCCUUGGGCUGAUGAAGAAAGUCGCCAAAUCACCAAAAGUUAUGGAUGUGUUGAAUAUACCAGCGGUACAAAGAUCUUUGGAAAGACUGGCCGAUUUGCUAGGAAAAAUCCAGAAAGCACUGGGAGAAUAUUUGGAGCGGGAGAGAACAUCCUUCCCUCGAUUUUACUUUGUUGGAGAUGAGGACCUUUUGGAGAUUAUCGGUAACAGCAAGAAUGUGGCUCGUUUACAAAAACACUUCAAGAAAAUGUUCGCUGGUGUGGCUUCGAUAUUACUCAAUGAGGAUAAUACGAUUAUUUUGGGAAUCGCAUCUAGAGAGGGAGAAGAGGUAAAGUUCAUCAAGCCUGUAUCGACGGUUGAAUUCCCAAAAAUUAAUGAAUGGUUGACUCUGGUUGAGAAGGAAAUGAGAUUCACACUGGCUUCGUAUCUUGCUCAAGCCGUGCAGGAUAUCAAGCAAUUCAAAGAUCAAAUCGAUCCCCAGAAAUACAUGGAGUGGUGUGACAAGUAUCAAGCACAAAUUGUAGUGCUAGCGGCACAAAUUUUGUGGUCCGAAGAUGUGGAAGCUGCUUUACAGCAAGCUUUGGAUAGUCCGGGAAAUAAGUCUCCCCUUAUUCGUGUUCUCGGCACUGUCGAGGCAACGCUGAAUGUACUGGCCGAUUCCGUUCUUCAGGAACAACCUCCACUGCGUCGCAAGAAACUCGAACAUUUGAUCAACGAGUUCGUGCACAAACGUACAGUAACAAGACGUCUGAUUGCUCACGGUGUGAACAAUCCGAAAUCGUUCCACUGGCUAUGCGAGAUGCGUUUCUAUUUCGACCCUCGUCAAACGGAAGUACUUCAGCAGCUUACGAUUCACAUGGCAAAUGCUCGUUUCUACUAUGGUUUCGAGUAUCUUGGCGUUCAGGAUCGUCUCGUUCAAACGCCGCUAACUGAUCGCUGCUAUCUGACGAUGACGCAAGCGUUGGAAGCUCGGCUUGGAGGAUCACCGUUCGGUCCCGCAGGUACCGGUAAGACGGAAUCGGUGAAGGCACUCGGUAAUCAGCUGGGUCGCUUCGUGCUUGUGUUUAACUGCGACGAAACGUUCGACUUCCAGGCCAUGGGGCGUAUUUUUGUCGGUCUGUGUCAGGUAGGUGCGUGGGGUUGCUUUGACGAGUUCAAUCGUCUCGAGGAACGUAUGCUGUCCGCCGUUUCGCAGCAGAUUCAAACCAUCCAAGAAGCUUUGAAAUCACAGCGAGAUAGCCUGAAGGACACUCAUAGCAUAACCGUUGAGCUGGUUGGCAAGCAAGUGCGCGUUUCUCGAGAUAUGGCCAUCUUUAUCACCAUGAAUCCUGGCUAUGCUGGUCGUUCCAACUUGCCGGAUAACUUGAAGAAACUAUUCCGCUCACUUGCUAUGACUACUCCGGAUCGUCAGCUGAUUGCAGAAGUUAUGCUGUUCAGUCAAGGUUUUCGCACGGCCGAAAAGCUUGCUUGCAAGAUAGUACCAUUCUUCAAGCUGUGCGACGAACAACUUUCGAAUCAGUCUCACUACGACUUCGGGCUUCGUGCGCUAAAAUCUGUAUUGGUAUCGGCUGGUAAUGUUAAGCGUGAUCGUAUAAUGAAAAUAAAGGACACUAUGAGGCAACGUGGUGAAGAGAACAUCGAUGAAGCUUCGAUUGCUGAGAAUUUACCGGAGCAAGAAAUUUUGAUCCAAUCUGUUUGUGAAACGAUGGUACCCAAGCUAGUAGCGGAGGACAUUCCGCUACUCUUCUCGCUGUUGAGUGAUGUGUUCCCGAAUGUUGGAUAUACUAGAGCUGAGAUGAAGGGACUAAAGGAUGAAAUUCGCAAAGUGUGCUCCGAGGAAUAUUUGGUUUGUGGCGAAGGCGAUGAACAAGGUGGCGCUUGGAUGGAGAAGGGAUUCGGUGAAACGUGGGUGGAUAAAGUUCUACAAUUGUACCAAAUUUCGAACCUGAAUCAUGGUUUGAUGAUGGUUGGCCCAUCCGGUUCUGGCAAAUCAACAGCAUGGAAGGUGCUCCUGAAAGCUUUGGAGCGCUUCGAAGGAACGGAAGGUGUUGCUCAUGUUAUUGAUCCCAAAGCCAUUUCGAAGGAGGCUCUGUACGGUGUGCUCGAUCCCAAUACUCGCGAGUGGACCGAUGGUUUGUUCACCCAUGUAUUGCGUAAGAUUAUCGACAACGUUCGUGGCGAGAUUAAUAAGCGCCAGUGGAUCAUAUUCGACGGUGACGUCGAUCCGGAAUGGGUGGAGAAUUUGAACUCUGUGCUAGAUGAUAACAAAUUACUUACCCUUCCCAACGGCGAACGUUUGUCGUUGCCUCCGAACGUGAGGAUCAUGUUUGAAGUUCAGGAUUUGAAAUACGCUACCCUAGCUACUGUGUCCCGUUGCGGUAUGGUUUGGUUCUCGGAAGAUGUUCUUUCAACAGAAAUGAUCUUCGAAAACUAUAUGGCUCGCCUGAAGAACAUUCCACUCGAGGACGGCGAAGAAGAAAGUUUCACAACCCAAUCCAAAGGCACUGAUAAGGAGGAUGAGAAUACACCGGCUUUGCAAACACAACGUGAGAUUGGCGCUCUUUUGCAACCAUAUUUCACUUCCGACGGUCUGGUGAUACGUUGUUUGGAAUAUGCAAUGACUCAGGAGCACAUUAUGGACUUUACCCGAUUGCGGGCACUCAGCUCUCUUUUUUCAAUGCUUAACCAAGGCGCAAGAAACGUUCUGAACUUUAACCAGCAGCAUCCGGAUUUCCCUGUUCCCCCAGAGCAACUCGAGCAGUAUAUCCCUAAACUGCUCAUUUACUCUUUACUUUGGUCCUUCGCUGGUGACGCCAAACUGAAGGUCCGUUCCGAUCUGGGAGACUUUUUGCGUAGUGUAACAACGGUCACUCUGCCAGCACAAACUGGUAAUCCAAUAAUUGACUAUGAAGUGAACAUUCAAGGCGAUUGGGUUCCUUGGUCAAACAAAGUACCGGUCAUCGAAGUGGAGACACACAAAGUUGCUGCUCCUGAUGUUGUUGUACCAACACUGGAUACCGUUCGCCACGAGUCGCUACUUUACACCUGGCUUGCCGAACAUAAACCGUUGGUGCUGUGUGGUCCACCAGGUUCCGGCAAAACAAUGACUCUAUUCUCGGCUUUGAGAGCUCUUCCAGACAUGGAAGUUGUCGGUUUGAACUUCUCAUCGGCAACGACCCCGGAACUUCUGCUUAAAACUUUCGACCACUACUGUGAGUAUCGUAAAACGCCCAACGGGGUUGUAUUAGCACCGGUUCAACUGGGCAAAUGGCUUGUGCUGUUUUGUGACGAAAUUAAUCUUCCCGAUAUGGAUUCCUACGGUACGCAGCGAGUCAUUUCGUUCCUCCGUCAACUUGUGGAACACAAAGGCUUCUACCGAGCUGCUGAUCAGUCAUGGGUUUCUCUGGAACGAAUCCAAUUCGUUGGAGCUUGUAAUCCUCCAACCGAUCCCGGACGCAAACCGUUAUCCCAUCGUUUCCUACGGCACGUUCCAAUCAUCUACGUCGAUUAUCCUGGAGAGACUUCACUCAAACAGAUCUAUGGCACGUUCAGUCGUGCUAUGUUACGCCUGAUGCCGAACUUGCGGGGUUAUGCAGAACCACUCACCAAUGCCAUGGUUGAGUUCUAUUUAGCCUCACAAGAUCGUUUCACGCAGGAUAUGCAACCACACUAUGUCUACUCGCCCCGUGAGAUGACACGUUGGGUACGUGGAAUCUGCGAAGCAAUUCGACCACUGGACAACCUUCCCGUUGAAGGUUUGGUACGGCUAUGGGCUCACGAAGCGCUUCGACUCUUCCAAGAUCGUCUGGUUGAAGAAUCUGAGCGCCGUUGGACCAAUGAAAACAUUGAUUUAGUUGCAAUGAAACACUUCCCAAGUGUGGACCGCGAGAAGGCUCUGGAACGUCCGAUUCUGUACAGCAACUGGCUAUCGAAGGACUACAUGCCGGUGAACCGUGCGGAGCUGAGAGACUACGUUAAGGCUCGUCUAAAGAUCUUCUACGAGGAGGAGCUAGAUGUGCCGCUAGUGUUAUUCGAUGAAGUUUUGGAGCACGUGCUGAGAAUCGAUCGAAUUUUCCGUCAGCCACAAGGACAUCUGCUGCUAAUUGGUGUGUCCGGUGCGGGCAAAACGACACUGUCCCGCUUCGUCGCUUGGAUGAAUGGAUUGUCAAUAUUCCAGAUUAAGGUUCACAAUAAGUACACCAGCGAAGAUUUCGACGAAGACUUGCGGUGUGUAUUGAGACGUUCGGGAUGCAAAGACGAGAAAAUAGCUUUCAUUCUCGACGAAUCCAAUGUACUAGACUCCGGCUUUCUGGAAAGGAUGAACACACUUCUGGCUAACGGAGAAGUCCCUGGAUUGUUCGAAGGUGAUGAGUACACUACGCUAAUGACACAAUGCAAGGAGGGAGCUCAACGCGAAGGACUUAUGCUGGAUUCUAGCGACGAACUGUACAAAUGGUUCACACAACAAGUAAUGCGCAAUCUGCACGUUGUAUUCACCAUGAAUCCGUCAACGGAUGGAUUGAAGGAUCGCGCUGCAACCUCUCCGGCGCUGUUCAAUCGUUGCGUUCUGAACUGGUUCGGUGAUUGGUCAGAUUCGGCGCUAUUCCAAGUGGGCAAAGAGUUUACUGUUCGAGUGGAUCUGGAGAAACCAACCUGGACCGCUCCCGAUUUCUUCCCAGCGGCCUGUCCGCUUAUAAACAACACACCAUCGCACCGUGAUGCCGUAAUUAACGCUUGUGUCUAUGUUCAUCAAACUCUCCACAAGGCCAAUACACGGCUAGCAAAGCGUGGUGGACGCACUAUGGCUAUCACACCACGUCACUAUUUGGACUUCAUUCAUCACUUCGUUAAAUUAUACUCUGAGAAGCGUAGCGAUUUGGAAGAACAACAGUUACAUCUGAACGUUGGUUUGAACAAGAUUGCUGAAACAGUAGAACAGGUCGAAGAAAUGCAGAAAUCGUUGGCGGUAAAAUCCCAAGAGCUGCACGCGAAGAACGAAGCUGCAAACGCCAAACUGAAGCAAAUGUUCAAGGAUCAACAGGAAGCUGAGAAAAAGAAAGUCCAAUCACAAGAAAUUCAACAACAACUAGCCGAACAAACUAUCAAAAUCGAGGAAAAACGUAAAGAUGUAAUGGCAGACUUAGCGCAGGUCGAACCGGCCGUUAUCGAUGCACAAGCGGCUGUAAGUAAUAUAAAAAAGAAGCAGUUAGCCGAAGUACGUACCAUGGCAAAUCCCCCCGCACCGGUCAAGCUGGCCCUGGAAUCGGUAUGUUUGUUACUCGGAGAGGAUGAUCGUGGCGGGGAUUGGAAAGCAAUCCGUCAGAUAUUGGUCAAAGAUAGCUUCAUCACAUCGAUUGUGAAGUUCGACACAGCACAACUUACCGACGACGUUCGUGAAAAGAUGAAAUCGAGAUAUCUCAGCAAUCCGGACUAUAACUUUGAAAAAGUUAACCGCGCCUCGAUGGCUUGUGGACCCAUGGUCAAGUGGGCCAUCGCUCAGGUGGAAUAUGCCGAUAUGUUGAAACGAGUAGAACCACUGCGUGAUGAGCUGAGCUCGCUGGAACGACAGGCCGAUACGAAUAUCAAACACGGCCAGGAGGUGAAAGAACUAAUCACCCAGUUGGAACAGAGUAUCGCUUCAUACAAGGAAGAAUAUGCACAACUUAUCUCGCAAGCGCAGGCAAUAAAGACCGAUUUGGAGAAUGUGCAGGCUAAGGUCGACCGUUCGAUUGCUCUGUUGAAAAGUUUGGUCAUUGAGCGAGAACGAUGGGAGGCCACCAGCGAGACUUUCCGCUCGCAAAUGUCCACCAUCAUUGGAGAUGUGCUGCUUUCGGCAGCCUUCAUCGCAUACGGUGGAUACUUCGACCAACACUAUCGUAGUAAUCUGUUCUCAACUUGGUGCCAACACUUGCAAGCCGCCAACAUUCUGUUCCGCGCAGAUAUCGCAAGAACCGAGUAUCUAUCCAACCCCGAUGAAAGACUUCGUUGGCAAGCGAAUGCCCUGCCAACAGAUGAUCUUUGCACAGAGAAUGCAAUUAUGUUGAAACGGUUCAACCGCUAUCCGCUGAUUAUUGACCCGUCUGGACAGGCUACAGAGUUCAUCUUAAAUGAAUUCAAGGACAAAAAAAUAACAAAGACAAGCUUCUUGGAUGAUUCGUUCCGCAAGAAUCUAGAGUCGGCGCUACGUUUUGGUAAUCCAUUGCUAGUACAGGACGUUGAGAAUUAUGAUCCAAUUCUAAAUCCGGUGCUGAAUCGAGAAUUGCGCCGCACGGGAGGUCGUGUGUUAAUUACUCUUGGCGAUCAGGACAUCGAUCUGUCGCCGUCAUUUGUUAUAUUCUUGUCGACGCGCGAUCCCACUGUAGAGUUUCCACCGGAUAUUUGUUCUCGAGUCACUUUCGUUAACUUCACAGUCACCAGAAGCUCGCUGCAGUCGCAAUGUUUGAACCAAGUGCUGAAAGCUGAACGGCCUGAUAUCGACGAAAAGCGUUCGGAUCUACUGAAGCUGCAAGGUGAAUUCCAUCUGCGGCUGCGACAGCUCGAGAAGAGCUUGUUGCAGGCACUGAACGAUGCUAAAGGCAAGAUCCUAGAUGAUGACUCUGUCAUUACAACCUUGGAAACGUUGAAGAAAGAAGCUGCCGACAUCGGCCAGAAGGUGGAAGAAACUGAUAAGGUCAUUGGGGAGAUCGAAACCGUUUCGCAGCAAUAUCUUUCAUUGUCUCAAGCUUGUAGUAAUAUUUAUUUCACAAUGGACAGUCUCAAUCAGGUUCACUUCCUGUACCAGUACUCUCUGAAAAUGUUCUUGGACAUUUUCAGCACCGUUCUCCAUAACAAUCCCAAGCUGGAAGGCAAAACAGAUCAUACAAAUCGACUCUCCAUUAUUACAUCGGAUUUGUAUAGAGUCUGUUACGACCGCGUUGCGCGUGGUAUGCUUCAUGCCGAUCGCCUCACGUUUGCCAUUUUGCUUUGCCGAAUUCAUCUGAAAGGAACUAACGAAGCGAAUCUGGAUCAAGAGUUUAGCUUUUUCCUGCGAAAUAAGGAAGGUUUGGUAUCGUCACCUAAUCACGUUGACGGAGUUAGUGCCGAACAGUUGGAAUCCGUUACUCGUCUGGCUAAUCGACUGUCCAUAUUCCGCAAAUUGUUAGACAAGAUACAAGCAAUGCCAGAGUUGUCUGCUUGGUUGCAGCAAGGUUCACCUGAACAGAACGUCCCCGUUCUUUGGGAUGAAUCGAAGGCUCUAUCUGCAGUAGCUGCUGCCAUGCAUCAGCUGUUGCUAAUUCAAGCUUUCCGACCGGAUCGAGUUAUCGCAGCGGCUCACUUAUUCGUCGCAACCGUUCUAGGAGAAGACUUCAUGCCACAGGCCGAAAAGGAACUCGAUUUUGCCGCAUGUGUCGACAAGGAAUUCACCAGUAACACACCAGCAUUGCUCUGUUCUGUUACAGGGUACGAUGCCUCCUCACGUGUGGAUGAUUUGGCAGCCGAACUGAACAAACAAAUAUCGAGCAUUGCUAUCGGCUCUGCAGAAGGUUUCAAUCAGGCCGAACGCGCUAUCAACAUGGCAUGCAAAACUGGCAGAUGGGUUCUUCUCAAAAACGUCCACCUGGCCCCACAAUGGCUGGUCCAGUUGGAGAAGAAACUACAUUCUCUGCAACCACACUCUGGAUUUCGACUAUUCCUCACAAUGGAAAUCAAUCCGAAAGUUCCAGUCAAUCUCCUCCGAGCUGGCCGCAUCUUUGUGUACGAACCUCCACCAGGCAUUCGGGCAAACUUGCUACGCACAUUCUCCACGGUUCCAGCUACGCGCAUGAUGAAACCCCCCAGCGAACGGGCUCGUCUCUAUUUCUUGCUUUCAUGGUUCCACGCCAUAGUUCAGGAGCGCUUACGCUAUGUACCACUUGGAUGGGCUAAGAAGUACGAAUUCAAUGAGUCGGAUUUGCGUGUCGCUUGCGAUACAUUAGAUACAUGGAUCGAUGCUACUGCUAUGGGACGCACAAAUCUUCCCCCAGAAAAGGUUCCAUGGGAUGCUUUAGUGACAUUACUAUCUCAAAGCAUUUACGGUGGUAAAAUUGAUAACGAUUUCGAUCAACGUCUGCUUUCAUCGUUCCUAUCCAAACUGUUCACGGCGCACAGCUUCGAGGCCGAAUUCGCGCUGGUUGCCAACGUUGAUGGAGUUGCAGGUGGGCCUAAUGGACAGCGUCAUAUUACUAUGCCUGAUGGUACGCGUCGAGAUCAUUUCCUCAAGUGGAUUGAAGCCUUGGCGGAUCGUCAAACACCGUCUUGGCUCGGAUUGCCAAAUAACGCCGAAAAGGUGCUGCUAACUACACGUGGAACAGAUUUAAUAAGCAAAUUGUUGAAAAUGCAACAGCUCGAGGAUGAUGAUGAGCUUGCAUACAGCAAUGAUGAAAGCCUAGAUGCUGUGCAAACUCGUCAGGAGGAUGGUCGUCCUUCGUGGAUGAAAACUUUACACAACAGUGCACUAACAUGGUUGGAGCUGCUACCGAAAAAAUUGGCCACACUGAGGCGAACUGUUGAGAAUAUAAAGGAUCCACUAUAUCGAUACUUCGAGAGGGAAGUUUCCUCCGGAGCAAAACUCCUCCAAACGGUGGUUAGCGAUCUGCAGGAUGUGGUGUACAUUUGCCAGGGUGAAAAGAAGCAAACGAACUAUCAUCGCACUAUGCUUAGUGAAUUAGUAAGAGGCAUUCUUCCGGCUGGAUGGAGACGUUACACAGUUCCAGCUGGCUGCACCGUAAUUCAAUGGAUCACUGACUUCAGCCAUCGUGUCCAACAAUUGCAGAAGGUUUCAAUGCUUGUCUCGCAAGCUGGAGCAAAGGAGUUACAGAGUUUCCCAGUGUGGUUGGGUGGGCUUUUCAAUCCAGAAGCCUACAUUACUGCAACUCGUCAGUGUGUAGCUCAAGCGAACAGUUGGUCUCUAGAGGAACUAACAUUAAACGUCACCAUCACAGAAAAUGGAUCGGAUGGUUUCGAUAAUCUCAAAGAUAGCAGCUUCGGUAUAUCUGGAUUGAAACUUCAGGGCGCACAGUGCAAGAAUAAUCAACUGCUGCUAACAUCGGCAAUUAUGACCGAGCUUCCGUUAACACUGCUCAAGUGGACACGUAUAGAUUCGGAAACGAGUCGUCCGACUAAGCUAACGCUACCAGUAUAUUUGAAUUCGACCAGAACCGAGCUGUUGUUUACAGUUGAUAUGACAGUCGCACCUGGGCAGGAUCCACACAGUUUUUACGAACGAGGUGUAGCAGUGCUCUCUUCAACCGCUCUAAAUUAAAGCGCGGUUAUUUGAAUUCGAACUCAUAUGAUAUUUAAACACUACAUUAAUUAUUCAAAAGCAUGCUUAAUCACCGGUUUAUGGUUUAAAUUUGUUGGGUUUAUAAUAAUCAAAUGCACUAUUAUCUUAUUCAUUCAAAAUA